Aspergillus calidoustus is the source of this 957-nucleotide messenger RNA. NCBI's taxonomy places the organism in Eukaryota, Fungi, Ascomycota, Eurotiomycetes, Eurotiales, Aspergillaceae. The record is from the annotation of a GenBank genome assembly.
AUGCAACAAGACAUCAAAACGGUCGCCGUCAUUGGGUGCGGCGUUAUCGGUGCCAGCUGGGCGUGUCUCUUCCUCUCUCGGGGCCUGAAGGUCAUCAUUUUUGAUCCCGCCCAAGGCGCCCAGGAAGCAUUCAAGAAAUACCUUCAGGACGCUUGGCCUGCGUUGAAAGCAUGCAUACCCGACCGACAAGAUACCUGGGCGCAGAACUACAAGUUUGUUGACGACCUGGAGUCGAGCCUAGGACAAGUCGAUUUCGUGCAAGAGAAUGGACCGGAGCGCCCCGAAUUCAAACAAGAGCUGAUGGAAAAACUGGACCUGUACACCAGACAUGGCAUUGUCAUCUCAUCGUCUUCUUCUGGUCUCCCGGCGUCAGGUUUCAUCAAGCUGUGCGGCAAAGACCCGAGUCGCAUCCUGGUCGGCCAUCCAUUCAACCCACCACAUCUGGUCCCCCUGGUCGAAGUGGUCCCCCACCCAGGAACCAGCACGAGCGCGAUAUCCACGGCAAUGGACUUGUACAAGUCCCUUGGCAAGAGCCCCAUUCUCCUCCGCCGCGAGGUCCCCGGUUUCGUCGCGAAUCGUCUGCAGGCCGCAAUCAACAGCGAAGCAUACAGCCUCGUGAGUCGCGGGAUUGUCUCCGCCGAGGAUCUCGAUACAGCGGUGACCUCGGGUCCAGGCCUUCGAUGGGCUUUGACAGGUCCAUUUGUUACAAACUCGCUGGGCGGGGGUGGAGGGCCGAAUGGGUUCACGCAGCGCAUUGAGCGGCUUGGGCCGGCGAUUCGGGGCUGGGAGGAAGAUAUGCUGGAGCACCGAUUUGAUUGGAGUGAGGAGAAGCUCUCCAUGCUGAAUACGGAGGCGUUGAAGUGGCUGGGGUCAGUUGAUUGGGACGCCAUUACCGCGAAGAGAGAUCGGAUGUUGUUACAGUUACUGCAAGCAAAAUCGCGGGACUCUUCAGUGUAA